Molecule: messenger RNA, 1518 nt
Organism: Capsicum annuum
Lineage: Eukaryota; Viridiplantae; Streptophyta; Magnoliopsida; Solanales; Solanaceae
Product: L-tryptophan--pyruvate aminotransferase 1
Exons: 6
Coding region: 217-1398 (393 amino acids)
Biological process (GO): amino acid metabolic process
Molecular function (GO): transaminase activity; carbon-sulfur lyase activity
Source: RefSeq, a predicted model, not a curated record
AAUAACAAAGAAAGAUUUUUCCUUUUUGUGUUGUCUUCUAGAGUUUUUUAAUAAAUAAAUCUUUGUUAGUUUUUUUCUUGAAGUUUUUUUUACUGGAAGAGCUUGUUGAAGGGGAUACACCUUAAUUGGUGAAAUAUCCUCAAGUAUAAUGUCGAUAAACAUGUCUCAAGCUAUAAAAAUUUUCAUAAUUUUCCAACAAUCUUAAGGAUUUAGAACAUGAUUGGAACAGAGAUUUGCCUUAUCAAGAGUUCUCCAGUCCCUAGUGCAACACCAGAAAAUAGCAACAUGGACACUCUCAUCAAUAUCAAUCUGGAUCAUGGUGAUCCAGUAAUGUACGAGUCAUAUUGGAGAAAAAUUGGGAAUAUGUGCGACAUAACAUUCAAUGGUUAUGAGUCAUUGAGUUAUUUUGCUAAUGGUAAGAGCUUGUGUUGGUUCUUGGAGUCCAAACUAGAGGAAGAAAUCAGGAGGCUGCACAAUGUGGUUGGAAAUGCAAUUGUGGAUGAUUAUUAUGUUGUUAUUGGCAAUGGAUCCAGCCAGCUUAUUAUGGCUGCACUCUAUGCUCUUUCCCCUACAAAUCAACCACACCCAAUCAACAUCGUUGCAGCUGCACCUUUUUAUUCGUCAUAUCCAGAAAUGGCUGAUUUUGAGAGGUCAGAGCUACACAAAUGGGCAGGAGAUGCAAGAAAUUAUGACAAAGAUGAACCAUACAUUGAGUUUAUAACAUCUCCAAAUAACCCUGAUGGGGUUAUUAGAGAGCCUGUUGUUAAUGGAAUUCAAGGAAAAUUAAUCCAUGAUUUAGCUUAUUAUUGGCCGCAGUACACUGCUAUUACCUCGCCUGCCAACCAUGAUGUCAUGCUCUUCACGGUUUCCAAAUGCACUGGUCAUGCUGGUUCUAGAAUUGGUUGGGCACUUGUUAAGGACAAAGAGGUGGGAAGGAAAAUGAUAAAGUUCAUGGAGGUUAGCACAAUUGGGGUAUCAAAGGAAGCUCAACUUAGAGCUGCUAAGAUUCUUGGAGUAAUCUCUGAUAGCUGUGUGAAUCCCACAUUGGAUAAUUUCUUUGAAUAUAGUCAGUCUCUUUUGACUGAUAGAUGGCAAAGGUUACGACAAGUUGUUAAGGCCAAUGACCUUUAUGUCCUCCAAAAAUACCCUCUUCAGUAUUGCCUCUUCACGAAAAAAUUCUACGAAACACACCCUGCAUUCGCAUGGCUAAUGUGUAAAGGAAGUGAAGAGGACUGUGAGAAACUUCUCAAAGGACAUAAGCUUCAAACAAGGGGUGGAGAAAAAUUUGGGAGUUAUUCAAGAAAUGUUAGGAUAAGUAUGUUGGGCAAAGAUGAAGACUUCAACAUUUUUCUACAGAGGCUUGAGGCUAUUAUUCAAGAGCUUCCAGACGGAAAUUAAGACAUAUCUAUGCGAUUUACAGCAUAUUGAAGAACAUCCGUUCUAAUUUUGUUUUAUUUCCCAUAUCUAUUUUUUUUGCUUUGAUUAUUUGUUUCAUUGGACAAUUUUAUCUACCCUUUU